This is a messenger RNA of Meleagris gallopavo (turkey), 1193 nucleotides long. Lineage: Eukaryota; Metazoa; Chordata; Aves; Galliformes; Phasianidae. The record is from RefSeq and is a predicted model, not a curated record.
CGGGAAGGUCCUUGUGACUUUCCCGCAAGUAAGCAGAACGGGGCCGGUUGGGGCGCGCGGCCGGAGGACAAUGCUGACGGAGGAGGAACAGAACCCGGCUCUGCUCGGUGCCGGCAGGAGGAGGAGCGCAGGAGCCGCCGCGCCGGGGAUGUCCCGGGAGGGACGCAGCGCUCCCCACGCACCGCCGUUCAAUUCGCCCCAUCCCAAAGCGCCCAACCCACACCGCCCGCCUCGUGUUGUGCUUUUCCCCGCAGGAGUUUGUCAUGAUCGUGGUGUUCGGGAUGGAGUACGUCGUCCGUGUCUGGGCGGCCGGCUGCUGCUGCCGCUACCGGGGCUGGCGGGGCCGCCUGCGCUUCGCCCGAAAACCUUUCUGUGUGAUAGAUUUCAUCGUCUUCAUCGCCUCCGUGGCCGUCAUCGCGGCCGGCACGCAGGGCAACAUCUUCGCCACCUCCGCGCUGCGCAGCAUGCGCUUCCUGCAGAUCCUGCGCAUGGUGCGCAUGGACCGCCGCGGCGGCACCUGGAAGCUGCUGGGCUCCGUGGUUUACGCGCACAGCAAGGAGCUGAUCACCGCGUGGUACAUCGGCUUCCUGGUGCUCAUCUUCGCCUCCUUCCUCGUCUACCUGGCCGAGAAGGACACCAAUGGGGAGUUCGCCACCUACGCCGAUUCGCUGUGGUGGGGCACGGUGACGCUGACCACCAUUGGUUACGGGGACAAAACGCCGCAGACGUGGCUGGGACGGAUGCUGGCAGCCGGAUUUGCUCUGCUCGGCAUCUCCUUCUUUGCGCUGCCUGCAGGUAUCCUGGGCUCUGGUUUCGCCCUCAAGGUGCAGGAGCAGCACCGGCAAAAGCACUUUGAGAAGAGGAGGACCCCAGCAGCAAACCUGAUCCAGGCAGCUUGGAGGCUGUACUCCACAGAUGCCAGCCGGGGGUACCUGACGGCCACGUGGUCAGAGCUGCUCCCACCUCUGAGCAUCCCCAAGUUCCUGUGCUGGGGCCGGGAGCUGAAAGCAGCACUCAGAUUCCUACUUGUCUUCAGCUGUCUGGUGCUCUCCGUUUUCUCCACCAUCCAGGAGCACCAGAAGUUGGCCAACCAGUGCCUCUUCAUCCUGAUGGGGCCCCGCGAGGGCACGAACCGCCCGCGGCGCUGCGCUGCAGCAUCGGGACGCUCGGAGCAAUGCGGCACGCUGCGGUGA